This is a messenger RNA of Trichechus manatus latirostris (Florida manatee), 4853 nucleotides long. It is a transcript of the gene FBXO47, whose product is annotated as F-box protein 47. Bases 47 to 1411 code for a protein of 454 amino acids. Lineage: Eukaryota; Metazoa; Chordata; Mammalia; Sirenia; Trichechidae. The record is from RefSeq and is a predicted model, not a curated record. The transcript has 10 exons. Gene Ontology annotation, molecular function: protein binding.
UUUGUGCUUUUUCUAACCAGGAGAAAUUUAUGAGAUAAGAAAAAAGAUGACAUCUAGAAUAAAUACCAACUUCACUUUGAUCCCCAACCAGAAAUAUAGACGAAGUAAUCGUCGAUCCUGCUAUCUUUCCAAAGCCUUUGACUCUGAUUCUCAGCCCUUAUCAACGCUUGGAAAUUUUAAAGCCUUACCAUUGGAAAUAUUUCAGAUAAUCUUAAAAUAUUUGACAGUAAAAGAUAUCAGCAUGUUAAGCAUGGUGUCUAAAGCAGUCAGCCAGCACAUUAUUAAUUAUAUCUCAAGCUCAUCAGGAAACAAAAGACUUUUACUGCAAGACUUUCAUAAGCUUGAGCUGUCUGGAAGGAGACAAGACUCUGCUAUACUGGACCACUACAGAUCUCUAGGUCUACUAUUUAAAAGAUGCACGUUGCUGCUACCGACAAAGGAAAGGCUAAAGUACAUUCACAAGAUACUUGCGGAAGUUUCAUGUUUUAAAUUCAGUGGCUGUGCAGCUCCUAUACAGUGUCUAGGAUUACCAUGUUAUGGCAUGUUUUUACAGACCUUAACAGCAGGUUGGGAUGAACUCGAGUGCCAUCGUGUUUAUAACUUCUUAUGUGAGCUGACCAAUCUCUCCCGCAAGAUGCAGACUGUUGUCUGCAGUAAACCAGGAAGUGCCCGGAAACUGGAGUUAAGGAUCAGGCUAUUCUGUAGGAAUGUCCUACUUGAUCAUUGGACACAUCGAAGUGACUCUGCUUUUUGGUUAACUCGUAUAUUAAAACCAUGGCCUAUGGUGAAUCAGGCAAGACUACUAUAUAUCAUCUUCGGGCCAAUAUCUCCUCAGGAUGGACAGGUGGUUUGGCAGAAAAUGGUAGAAGGACCUACAGAUGAAUCCAGUCUGAAAGGUUUGGCUGAUGCCAUUAAGUUACUAUAUGACGCAGACACUAAAGAGUGGACAGCAGAUGAUGUCAUCAGUCUUGUAGAUGAACUAUCAGUGGUUCCCCGUGAGUGGCUGCUAGAGAAUAAUGCACGCCUCCUAAUCUUAAGUGGGAACAACAUAUGUUUCACUUUCAUGGCUAGCAAAGCUGUGAAUGGACGGGCCACUGAACUGGCAAGGCUGAUAGUCUUCUUGGCUUUGGUGUGUGAAAAAGAACUAUACUGCAUGGACUGGGUAGUUAAAAUGAUGCAAAAAGUCUGUAAAGUCUUUAGCACGCCAAUGGAAAGAAAUAACUUCCUGCAGAGUGUGGCAAAUGCAUUUGCAUGUAUUAUAAUGGAAAUGAUGCAGUUAGUUAUGUCUGGUGAGUACUCCUAUCGUGAUGAAGAUGACAGAAGCUUUUUGAAUUUGUUCCAUCUUGUGCAUGCACAGGCUAACUUCCAUAAAGAGGUCCUAUAUUUGACCAUGAACACUCUGUCUACCUAAAUACUCAGAAAGCCUUGUCUUUAGAGAAUACCUCACUGAACUAACAAUUAGAAGAGUACUACUUUUUCGCACCCAAAGGAUAGCAUCUACGGGACUUCUACCAUCUAAAUAACCUAUUAAUUCACAAGGCGAAUAGAAUUUUAGAAGCAACUGCUUACACUAUUAUUAAUGUAAAAAUAACAGGCCAAUUCAAGAAUGUAUUGAGGUUCUCUGGAAAACAAGCUUUUUCUUCAGAUUUUGGUAAACCUAACAGCAAACUGAACUGGAUCGUUAGCUGUCCAAGAAUCUGGGACCAGCCCAACCUGUAUGUGUGGAUUGUUGAAGCAAGAGAAAAUUCUGUUUUAUAGUUAGAGCAGACCCAAAUUCACUAAAUAGUAUGUAUCUGUUCACUUUGCUGAGAUUGUGUAGACAUAGCCUAGAGUGUUUUGUGAAGAUUUGCAAUAUGGCGUUUUGGAAUGUGUAGACUAUAAAUCACAUUCUUUGCCACCUUCUUGGCAUGUGAUUACAAAGAACAUUAUAUUUUGUUCAUGUUUGCAUGAAUAGCUCAAAAACCAAAGGAAGUAUGUGUGUGUACAUAUAUAUAUGGUGUGUGUGUGUGUGUAUCCUUUAAGAUGAAUCAUACAAAAGGUUUAUAAAUAGAAGAAGGUAUAUAUUGUCUCAAUAUAAUAAUCUUUUAUACUUUCCUGAGGAUUAGAGUAAAAUGUUGCAAAUAAGGGAAAAUAUAAAAUGAAAGAAAGCUAUUCUGCUGGCAGAACAAUCUUCACAAGUAAUUUGCUCCUCUUCCUAAAUGUUUUCUGUCUCAGAAGGUGGGACUUGUUGAAGGAACUGGAAGCAUGAAUGGUUAGAGCAGCACAGGAGAGAGAGGGACCUCUCUUCACUAAAUUAAACGGAGUCCAAGAAGCUCCAGGAUUAUUUCAACCUGGCUAGCGUCUGCCACCACUAUUUUUACUAUUAAAGUAAAACAUAACACUGCCUAAGGAGCUGGAAUAAUUCUGGAGCCCUCCUGGAUCUCCUAUUUUUCUCUCCUUGUGUUUGAUUGUUUUAUUUCUGUUGAAGACACACCCCUUCCCACUGGGCUUUUCAGAAACUGACUUUCCUUUUCCCAAGCUUUUGCUUUAACUCAUCUCUGGAGCUGAUGAAAGGAAAAAACAUUCAAAGAUAGGGAAAUUACCAACAGAAGUGGGUGUAAAUUAUGGGAAAUUCUCAAGCAUUUGGCAAGAGGGGUUCAGUAUGUUAAGAAAGUGAGAGAUUUAAUUGAACUGAGGAAGAGUGAAAAUUGUGGAGAAAAUAUAAUUUGUGGUAACAAGACUUUACUACACUUCAGUAAAAGCACUUACUUUCACUUUUGGAGGGUCAGAAAUUAACUGUCUUUCAUUGAUGAGUAGUUUGUCUGAAAAUGUCUUCGAGCAUUUCAAAGAGAGAGAGAGAGAGAAAAGAUUGUCCAACUAUAAUUCUAUUGGUAGCAGGAAUUUUUUCCCCAUAGUUUAGCAUUUGCAUUUUUAUGCAUAAGCGAAGUUCUUGCUUUUAUCUUGGUUUUAUUUUCUUGUCAAUUUAAGAAUUCACCCACAACUAAAUUAUAAAGAUUAAAAGUUGGCAGAUGCCAGGGCACAAAGUAACACCUUAAUUAAAUUUUUUUCUCUCUCCUCUUCCUUCAUUCUGUUUCCCAUUCUUCCUCUCCUUCCCCUCCUCUUCCUCCUCCUUUGUCUCUCUCUCUCUUCUUCUCUCUCUCUUUUUUCUCAUACAUGCUUUGGAAAGCUUAAUAGAUUUAUUUAUCAAAACAAGUUGAGAAUAUACUUAUUAGAUUACUUGGGGGAAAAAAGAAAAAAGUAAACAUUUUAGUAUAAAUAGGGAAUUUUUUAAUAUUUUACUGAAGAGAUGUCAAGUUUCAUUCUCUUAGAGAAAGAAAUUUGGCAUCGUGAGGCUUCCUUGAAUUAUCAUUUAAAAUUAUUCAAGUCUUCACAGCAGUUAUUUUCAGCAAAUGUACAAAAGCAGCAUGCUUUAAUUUUAAACAUUUUUAGUCUGGAUUUUGAAUCUCAUUACACACUUAAACUGACAUGAUAGCUAUUGUAAAUUUUUUUAAACUCACAUUAUUUCAUUAUUCUUAAUAAUAGUGAGAUUAUUAUCUCACCCCCCUCAGAAAUUUAAAACAUAAAAAAGUUGAUUCAUUCUUUGAGUGCAGUAGAUAAAUGAUAUAAUUUUGCUACCAAUAAAAAGUAAACCGACAAGUUCUUCAUUCUGUUAUUAAUAAAAACAUGUGAAGUCAAAUUUGCAGUUUCCUCAAUUCAGCAGUUCAGUUUUUUGCUGAGUACAUUUGUUGUCAGAAAUAAGCUGUGAUGUCAAAUUUCAAAGUGGGAGGUUACAAUAAUUUAUGAAAGCAUGUAUUAUUAUUAUUAUUACCAUUAGUAUUGAUGUUUAAGUGAUGGUAUAGACAGUCAUAUUGCCACAAAAAAUGAGCAUUUACAAAAUGAAUAGCCUAAAGACACCAGGAUGUUGUCAAUUUCUAAUUCUGGAACAGUCAUAAUAACAGAAAGAUGUAAACUACUAACAGGGCAGAUAAUUUAGCUUGUUUUUUUUUUUUAAAGUUCCUCAGUCUUCUUUGACUUCAGUUUGUAGGAUGAUUUUUACUUCUACUCGAAAGUAGGCUCAACAGCACAUCGUUAUAUUUAUCAUUAUUAUUGUUUCUUUCUACACACACACCACACCUUAAUAUUACUAAUAACGGACUAAUGAUGCUACUUUUCUUAGAAACUAAAGUUUAUAUCUUGUGAUAAAUACUCUGUACCUUAUGAAACCAUAGAACAUCUACCGUUAACACUUUGAAUGAUUCCUUCUCAUGCCCGUCUGUCCCGUUUUUAUUGUAGUCACAACACAGGCAGUAACUUAUUAUGAUUGGGAAUUAAUCAGUUCAAGCUGUUGUUUAACCAGGAUGCUGUCAAUAGCCUGAAAAAUAGGCAUCUUAUUUCACGCUUUUCCUAUCUUAUGAUAACUUAGUUCAUGCUUCUGGUUCUUCUGUUAAUAACAAAAAUUGUAUUGUGAGGAUAAUUGCUCACCUUUGGAGACUAGAGCAAUUAUGAGGUGCCCAGCAGAAAGUGCAACAGGAGGAAUUGUUUUAUGUCAAUAAAAAACAAACGUUAAUCUCUUCAUCUGAUUAUUAUUCAAGAGUCAGCCUCGUUAUGUGAAUAGUACUCAAUUAUAUGAUUACAGAUUUUUAUGUUCAUUGUGAAGGGUAAAAACAAAUCUGCUACAAAAGCCACUUUGGUUAUUGGACACCUUACUAGCAAUGUGACUUCUUUAACAAUUUCACUGGCAAGUAGCUAUGAAACCUGUAAAACAUCAAGGUAUGGACGUAUGCGCCUUGGUUUACUGAGACAUCACUAAGAUAGGAAAGAUGACCUGAAAGAUGACAGCUAUAUGGACAGUCUUCUCCAGGUCACCAGCUCAA